AUGGUAAACGAACAAAAGCUUACCUCCCUCCAAACUUCUAUCAAGCACCUUGUUGAGCAAUCCAAAGAUGCAGAUCCACCUUAUGCAGCACUCCUUUUGAACCUGUGCGAAACUGUUGCUGAGUUGUCUACUGAAGUGGCGGAGCUAAGAAGUCAACUUCGCAGUCAGAAUCAGAUCGAGCAAACGUCUCUUGAUGUGGAGGCUUCUCAAAGACCACAGGACUCAUCAGAGCAUGUUGCUACAGAUACCAACCUUUUGAAGCUUCACGAGAUCACAAGAAGUUUUAAAGAUAGCCAGCAAGCAAAGAUGAUAGUUCCUCAGAAGAAUUUAGCCUCUGUUCCUGAUACAACUCACGCUCCUACAGAGUUUUACAUACUCAAGGAUGACGGUAUAUAUCAGUGCAAAUCAUGUGACCGUUCUUAUGAUCAUUUGACUGCCAUGUAUAAUCAUUAUAAGUCAUUUCAUGUCAAGCAUAAAAGGCCCUUUGAUGAUGGAAAGCAAGGUGGGGGGUCAGUUUCCUCUGGUGGAUUGAAUAAUGAUAUGGCAGAAAACGAACAGGGGGAGAACGAUAAAAUACCUAUUGACCAGGUGGAAGGUAACAAUAGGGAUGAUGAUGACAGUGAUGAUGAUGAUAUUGAUGACGAAGAAAAUGAGGAGGAAGCAGAGAAAGAUGCUGACGACGAUGAAGAGUAUGUCUACACAUCUUCCAAGAACUCAAUUCCCUCUAGAGGCAUCAAUAAACCCAAAGUGCCUUCCACCAAAGGUAAAAAGAGGGCUUUGUUAUACACGAGACUUGGGACCCGUUAUAGAUGUGAUGCAUGUUACCAUGAUGAGCAAGAUGUCAUCUUCAACAAUUAUCCAAUGCUGUACAAUCAUAUCAAGGCGAAACAUUUUGAACAAUUGACAAAUCAAGCCAAUUAUAAGGGCAAACGAGUACGUAAGGAGCCUGCUAAGAAAAAGCCUUCUUCUAGGAGAAAACUAAAAUACUCCAAGGUGGACGACGAAUUCCGCUGUGAUGCCUGCCAAGAACAACAUGGUAAGUUAGUAUUGAUCAAGCAUUACCCUAUACUAUACCAGCACAUCAAGAUCAAUCAUCCUGAACAGUUUGAAGGCUUGAAGACUAAAAGUGAUGGUUCCUCAAUGUACAGUUUACAUGAAAUUGAAGAUGGGCUUGGGUUUGAAGAGAUUCAAAAGCUUGUCGCUGCAGGUGAAUUACUCAAGAACAAAAGUCGUCGUGGAAGACCUAGUGGGAUCUUAAACAACUAUUAUUUGCGACUUCCAAACAACCAGUUUUAUUGUAAAGAAUGCCAAGGCAGAUUUGGCUCUUAUCAAUCAGUGUACUUGCACUUAAAAACUCAACAUGAGAUAUCUAACGACACAAUACCUACAACAAAUGCGACCGUAGCGGGCCCAACACAAACACAGGUUGAAACGAGUGUAGCAACAGGAGUAAAUCCACAUUUUGAGCCGGAAAAGUUUUCCAGUCCCAGGAAAGAAGUUGGAGUGAUAGAAACAAUUCUUGCACACUCAGACGACCUUGAGCAUUCCAUUUCAAGCGAAAUUCAAAGUCAAUUUUCUCAAUAA
Komagataella phaffii GS115 is the source of this 1584-nucleotide messenger RNA. RefSeq lists its product as hypothetical. The transcript has a single exon. Lineage: Eukaryota; Fungi; Ascomycota; Pichiomycetes; Pichiales; Pichiaceae. Bases 1 to 1584 code for a protein of 527 amino acids. The record is from RefSeq and is a predicted model, not a curated record.